UGGACAGGCCCCGCCCUUCCGCGCCCGCAGCGAGGCAGCCCCUCCCGCGCUCCAGGCUGCGCUCCUUCCCUGACCGCGCUGGAGGCCCGGCCGCUGUGGCCAUGGGGCAGAUGCUGCUGCCCGCCUGGCUGCAGCCCAGGUAUAGAAAGGAUGCCUAUCUUUUCAUUUACUACUUAAUCCAGUUCUGUGGCCAUUCAUGGAUAUUUACAAAUAUGACAGUCAGAUUCUUUUCAUUUGGAAAAGACUCAAUGGUUGACACUUUUUAUGCUAUUGGACUUGUGAUGCGACUUUGCCAAUCCAUUUCCCUCCUGGAGUUACUGCACAUAUUUAUUGGCAUUGAAUCAAACCAUCUUCUUCCUAGAUUUCUGCAGCUCACAGAGAGAAUAAUCAUCCUCUUUGUAGUGAUCACCAGUCAAGAGGAAGUCCAAGAGAAAUAUGUGGUGUGUGUUUUAUUCAUCUUUUGGAAUCUAUUGGAUAUGGUUCGGUACACUUACAGCAUGCUAUCAGUCAUAGGAAUAUCCUAUAAUGUCCUGACAUGGCUCAGUCAAACAAUAUGGAUGCCCAUUUAUCCUUUAUGUGUUCUUGCUGAAGCAUUUGCCAUCUAUCAGUCACUGCCUUACUUCGAAUCACUCGGCACUUACUCCACAAAGCUGCCCUUUGACUUAUCCAUUUAUUUCCCAUACGUGCUGAAAAUAUAUCUUAUGAUGCUUUUUAUAGGUAUGUAUUUUACCUAUAGUCAUCUUUACUCAGAAAGAAAAGGUGUCCUCGGAAUCUUUCCCAUUAAGAAGAAAGUGUGAAGCACAGCAUUUCACUGAGACAUAAGAAAAGAAAGACUUGCAGAUUCAGCUGAAGUAUACAACACAGGAAGCAUUCUGGUGGAAAAUACCUAGUGUUUGACAGAAGCCAACGGCAUGAAAGAACUGUACUCCUCCCCCAAACUCUAGACAUGUCACAGUAGUCUUUGUUUCUCACACAUUAUGUCUUUAAAACAGAAACUGCACAAUCUGCUUUGCCCAAGUUGUGGAGUUGGAUAUAAGUUAAAUUUACUUUG
Erinaceus europaeus (western European hedgehog) is the source of this 1051-nucleotide messenger RNA. RefSeq names its product 3-hydroxyacyl-CoA dehydratase 4 (gene HACD4). The coding region runs from base 102 to 797 and encodes 231 amino acids. NCBI's taxonomy places the organism in Eukaryota, Metazoa, Chordata, Mammalia, Eulipotyphla, Erinaceidae. Gene Ontology annotation, biological process: sphingolipid biosynthetic process; very long-chain fatty acid biosynthetic process; fatty acid elongation. Gene Ontology annotation, cellular component: endoplasmic reticulum membrane. The transcript is spliced from 7 exons. Gene Ontology annotation, molecular function: 3-hydroxyacyl-CoA dehydratase activity. The record is from RefSeq and is a predicted model, not a curated record.